Spea bombifrons (plains spadefoot toad) is the source of this 1227-nucleotide messenger RNA. It is a transcript of the gene MAD2L1, whose product is annotated as mitotic arrest deficient 2 like 1. Lineage: Eukaryota; Metazoa; Chordata; Amphibia; Anura; Pelobatidae. The record is from RefSeq and is a predicted model, not a curated record. Gene Ontology annotation, biological process: mitotic spindle assembly checkpoint signaling. Gene Ontology annotation, cellular component: nucleoplasm; kinetochore; cytoplasm. Bases 45 to 656 code for a protein of 203 amino acids. The transcript is spliced from 5 exons.
UAAACUAACGUAAACACGCACAGGUAUCGCGGGGAAAUUAAAUAAUGGCGUCUUCCCAGAUGACACGCGAGGGUAUUACCCUGAAAGGCAGCGCCGAGAUCGUUUCGGAGUUCUUCUUUUGUGGAAUCAAUAGUAUUUUAUACCAGCGUGGCAUUUAUCCCCCUGAAACCUUCACACGUAUCCAGAAAUAUGGGCUUACCCUCCUAGUCUCAACAGAUCCGGAGCUGAAGGACUACUUAAAUAGAGUGGUGGAGCAGCUUAAAGACUGGUUGCACAAAUGUCAGGUGCAAAAACUUGUUGUGGUAAUAACCAGCAUUGAUACCAAUGAAAUACUGGAACGCUGGCAAUUUGAUAUAGAGUGCGAUAAAACAGUCAAGGAUGACACUGUUAGAGAAAAGUCACAGAAGGUUAUCCAAGAAGAAAUCCGGUCUGUUAUCAGGCAGAUAACUGCCACAGUAACUUUCCUUCCAUUGCUGGAAACUGCCUGUGCGUUUGAUUUGCUGAUCUACACAGACAAAGACCUAGAGGUGCCAGAGAAGUGGGAAGAAUCCGGACCUCAGUUUGUUUCCAAUUCUGAAGAAGUCCGUCUCCGUUCGUUUACUACUACAAUUCACAAAGUCAACAGCACAGUGGCAUAUAAAAAGAUAGACUCUUAAAAUCAUAACUUGCUACUGUAUGGAUAGCUUCUUCCUUGCUUCGUUGUGUUCAAAAGUGCUGCAAGUACUUGUGAUCUGUGAUGCAUGGUUGGGUUUGUUGCACAUUCUCUGCCUAGUCUGUUCAGGGGGUCAUCGGUGAAUUGUUUUAUUCUUGAAUACCCAGCCUAUGUGAACAUUAGGAAUGGCAUUAGUAUAUGUAUCAUGCAUAAUAGAUCCCAAACCCUGCGACUGGUGAGAUUAGAAUUCAAACCUUUCUUGUUGCAGAAAUUCUUUCUCGAAGUGAUCUUUCCUUUAAUUUAGUCACUAGUAAAGAAUAAUGGGCUGCAUUUGUGGUCUCGGUGGUCAAAGUUCUUUGGUUUCGAUCAAACGUAUAUCAAACAGUUUACCUCCUACAUUCCCACCCUAUGUAUAAAUUCAUUAUAGACCAUUGUAGUUGUUACAAGCUCUUAUUAAUGUUUUCCUGUAUAUAUAAUUGGCGUUUUGUUAAAACAUUCUACAGAUGCUGUAAAACUAUCUGGUACGUGCAUUAUUUAACAUUACGUUCAAAUAUACAAUUAAACGUUCACAGAAA